GGUGUCGGGGCUGGAGAGGUGGAGGAUCACGGUGACAGGGGAUCGCGGCGAACCCCCCGCCUUGUGCAACACAUCUUCUAUUCUGCGGUAAAGAUGGCGGCGUCAGAGGGGGCGCGUAGCGGCCGAACAGCGGCACCACGAUCCUGAAAAAGCUCCAGAUUUAACCCCAAUCUCGCCCGUCAAGCACCGGUAAUAUCAGGCUGGACACCACGUGGAUCACCGGAGCGUAGACUAACGCUGUCACACACCGGGGUUGCGAUUGUAUUGUUAAAGGCAGAGUGGGUGGGUUUCUCUGCUAGCGUGUGCUAACAGGCUAGCUAGGCGAGCUAAUAGGAGCUAGUCAACGUGAGCUCGGUGAAGAAGAGCGAGGAAGAGGAGGAGGAGGAGGGGCUGAGGAAGACCUUUCGGGCCAGGCCGAGACAGCUUAGGGGGAAUGUGAGCCAGGGCUGAGCAGGGGGUUUGCUCGCUUCGUCCUUACACCCAAAAACCCCGCCGGGAUGGGGCAGCAGGUAGGCCGCGUCGGUGAGAGCACAUCGACCGGGCUGCAGCCACCGCAGCAGCCGCACGCGUCCCAGCCGCACCAAGGGAAGGGGAGCCGGGGGAGCGGCGCCGGGAGGAGACCCCGGGAGCCCGGCAGUGGCACCGGGACACCGCCAGGCAGGGCUGCUGCGGUCAACGUGCCCGACCCCGGGAUUAAUGUCUUCACACUGCAUUCAGAAGCUCUCCACCGGCCGUUCGGCCUGGACUCUGCAGCGCUGACGGAGGCGGUGCGCUGGAGCUCCAAGGAGAACCUACUGGGGGCGGCCGAGAGCGACCCCAACCUCUUCGUUGCACUUUAUGACUUUGUUGCCAGCGGAGACAACACGCUCAGCAUCACCAAAGGUGAGAAGCUGCGUGUGCUGGGCUACAACCAGAAUGGGGAAUGGAGCGAAGUGCGCUCUAAGAACGGCCAGGGUUGGGUUCCCUCCAACUACAUCACGCCGGUCAACAGUCUGGAGAAGCACAGCUGGUACCAUGGGCCCGUGUCACGCAGCGCCGCCGAGUACCUGCUCUCCUCCCUCAUCAACGGCAGCUUCCUGGUCCGGGAAAGCGAGAGCAGCCCCGGACAGCUGUCCAUUUCUCUCCGCUAUGAGGGGAGGGUCUACCACUACCGGAUCAACACGUCCUCUGAUGGAAAGGUGUAUGUGACAUCUGAGAGUCGUUUUGCCACCCUGGCCGAGCUGGUCCACCAUCACUCCACGGUAGCCGAUGGCCUGGUCACCACCCUGCACUACCCAGCACCCAAAUGUAACAAGCCCACAGUGUACGGUGUGUCCCCCAUCCACGACAAGUGGGAGAUGGAACGCACGGAUAUCACCAUGAAGCACAAGCUGGGAGGAGGCCAGUAUGGAGAGGUGUACGUGGGAGUGUGGAAGAAGUACAACCUGACGGUGGCCGUCAAGACACUAAAGGAGGAUACCAUGGAAGUUGAAGAAUUUCUGAAAGAAGCAGCAGUUAUGAAGGAGGUUAAACACCCAAACCUCGUUCAACUACUAGGUGUGUGUACGUUGGAGCCUCCGUUCUACAUUGUAACGGAGUACAUGCCACACGGCAACCUCCUGGACUACUUGAGAGAUUGUGAGAAGGAGGAGGUGAACGCUGUGGUGCUGCUCUACAUGGCCACACAGAUCUCCUCUGCCAUGGAAUACCUGGAGAAGAAGAACUUUAUACACAGGGAUCUCGCAGCGAGGAACUGCCUGGUCGGGGAGAAUCAUGUUGUGAAGGUUGCAGACUUUGGACUGAGCAGGUUGAUGACUGGUGACACUUACACGGCCCACGCCGGGGCCAAGUUCCCCAUCAAAUGGACUGCACCCGAGAGCCUUGCAUACAACACCUUCUCAAUCAAGUCUGAUGUCUGGGCCUUCGGGGUGCUGCUGUGGGAAAUUGCCACCUAUGGCAUGUCUCCAUACCCCGGCAUCGAUCUGUCUCAGGUCUAUGACCUCCUGGAGAAAGGUUACCGCAUGGAACAGCCCGAGGGAUGCCCGCCCAAAGUCUAUGAACUCAUGAGAGCAUGCUGGCAGUGGAGCCCAUUGGACCGGCCUUCGUUUGCAGAGAUCCACCAAGCCUUUGAAACAAUGUUCCAUGACUCAAGCAUUUCUGAAGAGGUAGCAGAGGAGCUCUGUAAGACGGCCUCCUCGGGUCACUGCGGACCUCUGCACCCUUUCAGUCACGACAUGCCCCUGUUGCCUUCCAAAUCUCGCACACUCAAGCACACAGAAAACAAGGAAAACAUUGAGGGUGGACUCGACGGACGAUCCGACCACGGCACGCACGGUCACUCAGGCUGGGCUUCUACUUUGUUAGGAGGGGAUGGCCGAUCAGGCAGCUCCCCGGCUCUGCCCAGAAAACAGCAGCCAAGAGAUAAAUCUCCCGGCAACCUUUUAGAGGACGCACAGGAUAUGGGAACAUUUACGCGAGACCGCAAGACUGGCUUCUUUAGCUCCUUCAUUAAGAAGAAAUCUUCCUCCUCUUCUUCCUCCUCGCCGUCGUCUCAGCUCCAACAGAACCUCCCGACGCCACCCAAGAGGAGCAGUUCUUUCCGGGAGAUGGAAACGCAGCCUCACAAGAAAUACGAGCCCACCGCUGACUUCAGCGCUCCUCCUCCCCAACCCCAGUCGGACGGUCUCGGUGGCUUCUCUGCCUCUCCCUCUCACUCCCACGGAGAACCCACCCAGCCUCAGUCACGCUGCUGUGGGGCUGCUUUUGGACAGAAGCCCUCCGGUGGGGGGCUCGCUUCACAGGUGACGAGCGGAAGCAGUUGGAGUGGGUUGGCUGGUUUUUUUACCCCUCGACUCAUCAAAAGGACCCUGGGGCUACGGACAGGAAAGACAACCUCCUCAGAGGAGGGUGGGAGUAUAGCUGGAGGGCCUAAACCCUUUCCUAGGUCCAAUUCUACCUCCUCAAUGUCAUCUGGGCUGCCAGACCUGGAGCGCAUGGCUCUGACUUUACCCAGGAACCGCAGUGCUAAACCCCCUCUAGAGAGGACUUCCUCCACCACCUCCCAGCCAGAGAACGGGGCAGCGAAGCCCUCAGAAACUCUGCUGAGGAGGAUGGAUGAGGGGACCGCACAAAUCAGGGAAAGGCCCAAAGCCAAGCUAUUACCCCGAGGCGCUGCCGUAGGGGUGAGGGGACCAGGGGUUGGGGAGGUGGGGGAAUCGGACAGUCUGUCUCGGGUCAAGGAGGGUAGAGAGGAGGGUGGGGGCGGGCUGGACAGGCAGCAGAGUUGGCCGUCUCCCUCUAAGACUUCUAGUUCGAGUGCUUCGUCAGCCGCAGCAGGUGCUCCAACUCACAACCACAAAGUCCCGGUCCUGAUCUCCCCCACGCUGAAGCACAGCCCAGCCGACGUGCACCUGGUCGGGCUGGACUCUCAGGGGAACCGCUUCAAACUGCUGUCCGAGCACCAAGCGGACCGGGACAGGCCGCGACUUGUAAAACCCAAGUGUGCUCCUCCUCCGCCUCCCACCCUGCGCAGCCUGCAACACUCCUACAGCGGCGACGGAGAGGAGCAGGUAGGGGGAGCGCCACCGGUGGAAGUAAAUGGAGACACAUUGAAAGGUCACAGGUCGGGGCGAAUGUCCGGUGGAGCAACGACGGGCAGACCGUCAGUGCCACCGCCACAAGUGCCUCCUGCAUCUUCCUCCUCCUCCUCCUUUUCCUCCUCCUGCUCAGCCACCAACAACACGACUCCCACCAAAAUGGCCAACGGGGCCGCCAACACUGCCUCCUCACACACAGCAUCAUCUGCCGGCUCCAAAGUGGCCCUGCGGCGCACCAGGCAGCAGCAGGCGGAGAGGGUUCCCCUGGAGCGAGUCAGCCGCGAGGCCAUGCUGGAGUGCGCCGAGUGCCUGAGCAGCGCCCUCCACGCCAGCUCGGAAAGCCCCUCCAGCAGCCAGGUGCUGGACGCCGGCCACCAGCUGCUAGACUACUGCUCAGGUUACGUGGACUGCAUCCCUCAGAUGAGGAACAAAUUUGCCUUCCGAGAGGCAGUGGGGAAGCUGGAGCUCAGCCUGCAGGAACUGAGGGCCUCGUCCUCAGGAGGUGGAGGGCUGGGUGGCGUGGGGCCCAACACUGUACUGGACAACCUGCACAGCUGCAUUAAAGAGAUUAGUGACGUAGUGCAGAGGUAGCCACUGUGACAACACCAACCGUCAUCACCCCCCCCCAACUACCCAACAGACUGCUCAUAUUCCUUCUUUAUGUUCUGGUUCUUUUUGACAGCUUUUUCGGGGGGGACGAAAUGAGAUGAAUCUCUAAAGUACCUCAGAGAAAUCACUACAAAAUGUAUUCUUUUUACUGUUUACAAACAACUCUUUCAUAAAAUGCCAGUGUGGACACUAGUUUUGCUCUGACCUGUACAUAUUCAGAAACAUUUAUACCAAACUAAAUGUGGUUUAAUACACACUAUGACAUUUUUAGCCCCCGCGUCUCCACCUUGCUGUGAUAAAGGCCUCUUCGUUAAGUGAAUGUCGAGUGUAUCAGCUGUGUGUAGCCAGCCCAGAGAGAAGGCAAAGUGGAAGCUCACUCUGCUCAUCUGUCAGUCCGUCACAUACUGAGAGAGAACGAUGGUGGCUGAGCUCAGCCUUACUGAGAAUACUAGACAACUGUUUUCACUGACUUAGCGCCAACAGUGUUUCACAAAGGAGUGAAUCAUCAGUUGGAUGUACUGUGUUUUGCAGUAGAGUAUUUUGCUCACUGUCUUGGGAACUGAGUGACCAUAAGCCAUUUUUUUAAAAAGCCAUUAUAUUCUAAAAGAUUGGAAACAAACUUCACGGUUGGAGGUCUCAAUUUGACACUUUUAUUCUGGGUGCAGAUGUUUUGUUUUUACUUAGUAGUAGAUGGACAAAAAUAACAAACUGCUCAUGUUGGUAUCAGACUAAAGCCUCGUUUCUGAGAAUAAUCUUUUAAGAAUAAUCAACUUUUUUGACGCAGACAUUCCCACGUGUCCACACAAGGCGACCGUUGAGAAAAAAGACUGAAGGGAUCACUUGCCUCAUUGAAACUCGUGUGCAUUUGACAGGCGUGUAAAUAAGCUCAAAUGAAACGUUAAGUGUACGUUUCAGUUUUACCAAAUUCAGGCUUAUCAAAUCAAAAC
Anoplopoma fimbria (sablefish) is the source of this 5131-nucleotide messenger RNA. RefSeq names its product c-abl oncogene 2, non-receptor tyrosine kinase (gene abl2). The record is from RefSeq and is a predicted model, not a curated record. Gene Ontology annotation, molecular function: protein binding; ATP binding; non-membrane spanning protein tyrosine kinase activity. Gene Ontology annotation, biological process: regulation of apoptotic process; protein phosphorylation. Lineage: Eukaryota; Metazoa; Chordata; Actinopteri; Perciformes; Anoplopomatidae.